UUAGGAACGAUUUAGCAAAAAUGUUAAAAAUACGCUUUACACUUUUAGUUUUAUAUUAAUCGAAUUAACCGCGAUUUAGCUGCAAAAGUGUACAAAAAUCUAAUACAAUGACUGAAUUAAAGAAUGUAAAACCAGAAAACGGUCCUAAUGAUGCGAAUGAACCGGCGGAUUUUGAAAAAGCGAUUACUGAAUCAGGAUUUGGUUUAUUCAACUUCAUUUUAGUUGCCGCAGCUUUACCAAGUUGUUUUGCUACAGUGUAUGAAACAUCAACAAUGUCAUAUAUUUUACCAUCUGCCGAAUGUGAUUUAAAAUUAAGUCUUUUUGAUAAAGGAGUCUUAAAUGCAAUUACUUAUGCUGGUAUGAUAAGUUCAGCCAUAUUUUGGGGGUAUGCAGCAGAUACAUUUGGAAGAAAAAAAUUACUCGCCCAAGGAUUUUUAUCAAACGUUAUAUGUGUCACAGGAUGUGUUCUGGCUCAAAAUAUUUAUGUGCUAAUGUUUUUCAAGUAUUUCGGCGGAUUUAUAAUUUGUGGACCCUUUGCAGUACUUAUGUCAUAUGUCACUGAAUUUCAUGGAGUCAAAUACAGAUCCAGAAUAAUGAUGGCAAUGGGAAUGUUUUUCACAAUAGCGACAUUCUUUUUACCCUUGAUUGCGUGGGCGAUUCUUCCACAAUUUUGGAGAUACGAAUUCUUUGGUGGAUAUCUUGUAAUCAAUAAUUGGAGAAUAUUUCUUGCUGUGUGUGGCUUGCCAAAUUUAUUGGGGGGACUGGCCAUGUUAUAUUUACCUGAGAGUCCUAAAUUUUUAAUGUCUCAAGGUCGCAAUUCUGAAGCCCUAGAAGUUUUCAAAUGGGUAUAUGCGUGUAACACUAGAAAAUCAGCAGACGAAUAUCCAAUAAAAGAAUUGACCCAGGAGGUUCCCCAAAAGAUUGUUUUUGAUAAAUCUUCAACCAACGAUGAUAUUAAAUUAAAAAUUUCAACAUUAGCGGACAGUUUAAUGGAUGGUCUACGACAAUUAAAGCCGAUGUUUCAGAAACCAUAUCUAGGUCAUACAAUUCAUGUGUACACCAUUCAGUUUUUCAUUUUAAUGGGGCAAAAUACUGUGCGGUUAUGGCUUCCUCAACUAUUCACAUCAAUUGCAAAUUAUAUAGAAGCCAAUGAUAAUUCUACGAAUCCGGAUGAAAAUUCUAAUUUAUGUUCCAUGCUUGAAUAUAAUGUUAAUCUAACAAACCAACAUAUUUCUGAAACAGAAUUGACAACUUGCGAGGUUAAAAUAUCUGAUGAAAUGUAUGUCAAUACUAUGACGGUUGCUCUUUCGGGAAUAGGAGGUUAUUUAGUGGCUGGUGGGCUUAUCAAUGCAAUGGGUCAGAAGUGGAUAUUAGUCUUUGGUCUAUUAAUAUCGGGAAGUUCUGGUAUAAUAUUAUAUUGGGCUAAAGAUUCUUUGGCUACGCUAAUUUUAACCGCAACGUAUGUAACUGUUGGAAGUAUUUCAUCAACAGCUCUAUUAGGAGUUACCGUCAGUUUGUUUCCAACAUCGUUAAGAACGAUGAUUGUAUCGUUAGCAAUGAUGUUUGGGAGAUUGGGAGCGCUUAUAGGAAAUUUGUUAUUCCCGAUAUUUAUGACUCUCGGAUGUAUUCCACCAUUUUUAUUGGUUGGCAGUGUUAUGUGGGUUGGGAGUUUUUUGUGCUUAAUGUUACCACAAACUCAUAAAAAUGCUUUAAAAUAAGUUCACUUGAAAAUACAAAUUGUAGUGAAAGGUGCGUGUGCUGAUUUAUUUGUAUUAUACCAUUUGCGAAGCAAUUAGAAAAAAAUAAAAUCAAUUUUGUACUUAAUAUAAGUACUUACAUAUAUGUUUAUCCAAAAUUUAAAGAUGUAAAUAUUGCAUGAGUGCAUUAUUUUGAUAUUUAAAAUAAAAUUUGUGAAAUAAAUAAUAUAAUUUUGUACCACG
Messenger RNA from Condylostylus longicornis, 1940 nucleotides. RefSeq names its product synaptic vesicle glycoprotein 2B-like. Gene Ontology annotation, cellular component: membrane. The coding region runs from base 108 to 1718 and encodes 536 amino acids. Gene Ontology annotation, molecular function: transmembrane transporter activity. The record is from RefSeq and is a predicted model, not a curated record. The transcript has 11 exons. NCBI's taxonomy places the organism in Eukaryota, Metazoa, Arthropoda, Insecta, Diptera, Dolichopodidae. Gene Ontology annotation, biological process: transmembrane transport.